Globicephala melas (long-finned pilot whale) is the source of this 8367-nucleotide messenger RNA. NCBI's taxonomy places the organism in Eukaryota, Metazoa, Chordata, Mammalia, Artiodactyla, Delphinidae. The record is from RefSeq and is a predicted model, not a curated record.
CCGUUGGCUCCGCCACCGCUGCCGCCACCACCGCCGCCUCACACACUCGGGGAGCGGGAGCGCGGCGCGGACGCGAAGCCGCCGGGGCUGCUGUGCCCAAAGCCAGCCGGAGCCGAGCCUGAACCGCAGCGCCAGCCAGAGCCGUGCCGUGCCGAGCCGCAGCCCGGGCCGGGGCCGGUGGCGGCUCAUGGACUGCAGGGCCCGCGGCCUGCGCUGCCCACAGGCGGCCCUCCUGAUUCUGGAGCCUGCCCGGAUGGGGUCCCUGAGGCGCAGCCCAGGCCCUGGGGGGCAACGGUUGCUGCCGCCUGCCUUGCUGCUGGCCCUUCUGCUGCUGCUGGCUCCGUCCCCAGGCCACGCCACUCGGGUGGUGUACAAGGUGCCAGAGGAGCAACCGCCCAACACCCUCAUUGGGAGCCUCGCAGCCGAUUACGGUUUUCCAGACGUGGGCCACCUAUACAAACUAGAAGUAGGCGCCCCGUACCUGCGGGUGGACGGCAAGACAGGCGACAUCUUUACCACGGAGACCUCUAUCGACCGCGAGGGGCUCCGAGAAUGCCAGAACCAGCUCCCUGGUGAGCCCUGCAUCCUGGAGUUUGAGGUGUCUAUCACGGACCUCGUGCAGAAUGGCAGCCCCCGGCUGCUAGAGGGCCAAAUAGAGGUCCAGGACAUCAAUGACAACACGCCCAACUUCGCCUCACCAGUCAUCACGCUGCCCAUUCCCGAGAACACCAACAAUGGCUCACUCUUCUCCAUCCCAGUGGCUUCGGACCGCGAUGCUGGCCCCAACGGUGUGGCAUCCUAUGAGCUGCAGGUGGGGCCCGAGGCCCAGGGGCUCUUUAAGCUGCAGGUGGCAGAGGACCAGGACGGAAAGCAGCCGCAGCUCAUCGUGAUGGGCAACCUGGACCGGGAGCGCUUGGACUCUUAUGACCUCACUAUCAAGGUGCAGGAUGGUGGCAACCCCCCACGCGCCAGCAGCGCCCUGCUGCGGGUCACUGUGCUCGACACCAAUGACAAUGCCCCCAAGUUCGAGCGGCCGUCCUACGAGGCUGAGCUGUCUGAGAACAGCCCCAUAGGACACUCAGUCAUCCAGGUGAAGGCCAAUGACUCUGACCAAGGUGCCAACGCAGAGAUCGACUACACGUUCCACCAGGUGCCCGAGGUUGUGAGGCGUCUUCUGAGACUGGACAGGAACACGGGACUUAUCACUGUGCAGGGCCCCGUGGACCGUGAGGACCUAAGCACCCUGCGCUUCUCGGUGCUUGCCAAGGACCGAGGCACCAACCCCAAGAGUGCCCGAGCCCAAGUGGUGGUGACCGUGAAGGACGUGAACGACAAUGCCCCCACCAUUGAGAUCCGGGGCAUAGGGCUGGUGACUCACCAAGACGGGAUGGCUAACAUCUCAGAGGACGUGGCAGAAGAGACAGCUGUGGCCCUGGUGCAGGUAUCUGACCGAGAUGAGGGAGAAAACGCAGCUGUCACCUGUGUGGUGGCAGGUGAUGUGCCCUUCCAGCUCCGCCAGGCCAGUGAGACGGGAAGUGACAGCAAGAAGAAGUACUUCCUGCAGACCACCACCCCGCUCGACUAUGAGAAGGUCAAAGACUACACCAUCGAGAUUGUGGCCGUGGACUCUGGCAACCCCCCACUCUCGAGCACCAACUCCCUCAAGGUGCAGGUGGUGGAUGUCAAUGACAAUGCACCUGUCUUCACCCAGAGCGUCACUGAGGUCGCCUUCCCAGAAAACAACAAGCCAGGUGAAGUGGUCGCCGAGGUCACUGCCAGUGAUGCCGACUCGGGCUCCAAUGCUGAGCUGGUUUACUCUCUGGAGCCUGAGCCGGCUGCCAAGGGCCUCUUCACCAUCUCACCUGAGACUGGAGAGAUCCGGGUGAAGACAUCCCUUGAUAGGGAACAGAGGGAAAGCUACGAGUUGAAGGUGGUGGCAGCCGACCGGGGCAGCCCCAGCCUCCAGGGCACAGCCACCGUCCUUGUCAACGUGCUGGACUGCAAUGACAAUGACCCCAAGUUCAUGCUGAGUGGCUACAACUUCUCAGUGAUGGAGAACAUGCCGGCGCUGAGUCCAGUGGGCAUGGUGACGGUCAUUGAUGGGGACAAGGGGGAGAACGCCCGGGUGCAGCUCACGGUGGAGCAGGACAAUGGUGAUUUUGUUAUCCAGAACGGCACGGGCACCAUCCUCUCCAGCCUGAGCUUCGAUCGGGAGCAGCAAAGCACCUAUACCUUCCAGCUGAAGGCGGUGGACGGCGGCGUCCCACCUCGCUCGGCCUACGUUGGCGUCACCAUCAACGUGCUGGAUGAGAAUGACAACGCGCCCUUUAUCACCGCCCCUUCCAACACCUCCCACCGGCUGCUGACCCCCCAGACCCGUCUGGGCGAGACGGUCAGCCAGGUGACAGCUGAGGACAUUGACUCUGGUGUCAACGCUGAGCUGACCUAUAGCAUCGCCGGCGGCAACCCUUACGGACUCUUCCAGAUUGGGUCGCAUUCCGGCGCCAUCACCCUGGAAAAGGAGCUUGAGCGGCGCCACCACGGGCUGCACCGCUUAGUGGUGAAGGUCACUGACCGCGGCAAGCCCCCUCGCUCUGGCACAGCCUUGGUCCACCUGUAUGUCAAUGACACCCUGGCCAACCGCACCCUGCUGGAGACCCUGCUGGGCCACAGCCUGGACACGCCGCUGGACAUCGACAUUGCUGGGGAUCCGGAAUACGAGCGCUCCAAGCAGCGCGGCAACAUCCUGUUUGGCGUGGUGGCGGGUGUCGUGGCCGUGGCCUUGCUCAUCGCCCUGGCCGUGCUCGUGCGCUACUGCCGGCAACGGGAGGCCAAGAGUGGCUACCAGGCUGGCAAGAAGGAGACCAAGGACCUGUAUGCCCCCAAGCCCAGCAGCAAAGUUUCCAAGGGAAACAAAAGCAAGGGCAAGAAGAGCAAGUCUCCCAAGCCCGCGAAGCCGGUGGAGGACGAGGAUGAGGCCGGGCUGCAGAAAUCCCUCAAGUUCAACCUGAUGAGCGAUGCCCCUGGGGACAGCCCCCGCAUCCACCUGCCCCUCAACUACCCACCAGGCAGCCCUGACCUCGGCCGCCACUAUCGCUCUAAUUCCCCACUGCCUUCCAUCCAGCUGCAGCCCCAGUCACCCUCCGCCUCCAAGAAGCACCAGGUGGUGCAGGACCUGCCACCAGCCAACACUUUCGUAGGCACUGGGGACACGACGUCCACGGGCUCUGAGCAGUACUCCGACUACAGCUACCGCACCAACCCCCCCAAAUACCCCAGCAAGCAGGUAGGCCAGCCCUUGAAGCUCAGCAUACCCCGGCCCCCACCCCACCCCUACCACGGGGCCAUCUGGACCGAGGUGUGGGAGUAACAGAGCUGGUGUCUCGGGCCUGCCGUGCUCACCAGCCCAAGUCGGUGGUGGGAGGUGGAGCCAAAGAUCGGGGGAUGCUGGGACCGCUGAUGACCCUGCUGCCUCACCCAGGCUUGGAGGGUCGGGCCGAAUGCAAACUGAGGGUGUGCUCCGUGUCCCCCCCUCCCCCGCUCCGCACUGGGAGAGGCCUGUGGCUUGUCACAUUCUGGGACACUGGACCACCCGCUGGGUCCUGCAGGUGGGGACUGAUGGGUAGGUGAGCAGAAGGGUUUGGAGGCAGAAGCGGGGAGGGAAAUGGAGAAGAAGUCUCCUACAAACGUGGGUCUCUGUCCGAGACCAGCCAUGGGUGCUUCUCUAGAGGGGAAAGGGGGAGACCUGGGGUCCUGGUGGGUAACCAGGUGGACGCUCUGUCAGGGAAGGGGGCCUCCCCACUUGUGCCUUCUCUGUGUACUGUGUGUCACCCUCUUCCCCACCCCAGACUCCUGGGGCUGGGCCCCAGUUCCCCUCCCCCAGCCCCAAACACUUCACCCUGAUAAUAAAGUUCUCUAUUUUUGGAGUUUUGGCUUCUUAUUUUCCUGGAACUGAGAGAAGGAGCGAGAGAGACUGGAAACAGCCCUUUGUCCGAUGUCCUGCCUCACUUUCCCCAUCCCUGCUCUUUGUCCCUUCCCCCGUCCCAGACCUGCCCCUCUGCCCCAACCCUAUCUUAAUUGACCAGGUCCCCCCGCCGCCCCACCAUGACCAUGUCCAUGAUUGGGGGAAGUGCUUUCUGAGCAGGCUUCAAAUGGAGCUGUCCAGCAGUGUCCCCUUCCCUCACGUUUGUGAGACCUCCCUGGGAAUGGCACCCUUUACCAAGAAAGCGGAUGGAGAUGCACCCAAGUCCUGCCCUUUCUCUGCUGGCUGAGACUUGACCUUUCCCAUUUGUGCACAUCGGAGCAUCUCCCAACAGAGCUCAGACCAGAGCAGCUGGUGGGGGUGGAGUGCAGCCUGGCUGCCUCAGGUGAAGGCAGAGAACCUCUUAAUUAUACCAGCCACCUUCCCUCGAGGUAAGAUCGUCCCAAGUCCUUUUCCCAGCCUAUUCAUCCCAAUACCGCUCAACACCCAGCAAUUAGCCUGCUCUGCCCUGUGUCUUCCCACCAUGGUCACCAGUCUGGGCUGCCGGGAGGGAGGACCCAGGGAGAGGGGAGGAUGUCCCCCAGUGCUAUGGACUGACCUGCUCCGUAUCCCCACUGCUGACCAGGGCUGAGGCGCCCUAUCCGGCCCCCUCCCUUCCCUUCCUUCAGCUCCUUGCUCUGGCCACCCUGAGCUGCUAGCUCUCACUCACUCUCUCUCUCUCCGUCUCUCACUUCUUGCUCUCCUGGGUCUGCCCUGUCUCUGGCUGUGCCUGAGGAGGAGGCUAAAGUCUGGGUGAGGGGCCUCAGGUCCUGGGGGAGUCUCUGAGGCCAGAGGCAACCUAUCUCCAUGGCGACUGAAGAGGCUUGAGACACUCCCAGGAGGUCCAGGGUGCCAGCUCUCUACUCUGAUUCCGUCCACAAACUCCCCAAUGCCCCGGGGUAUCCCCAAAGUAAAAACUCCUAGGGGCUUUGGAGGAGUGGUGCAUGGGGAAGUGAAAUCUGGUUUCAUCGCGUUUCCCUUGGACAAAUAAGCAUCUCUAGGGUCACCUCCAGCAGCUCCUGACCAAUCAUUCUUUCUCUUUUGUUCCUCUCCUUGCUGCUACCGCCUCUCUCUUUCUUAUGUUCCUUUAGCUCCUUAAUCUCUUUUUCUUUCUCAAGGUCUGAGGGAUUAUCCCUUACUCGGCUCCAGUCCAACCCAUCCGUGGAGCCACACUGAACAUUCAAACACAACAAAACCACAACACCAGUGUCAUCAUUAAGACACAUAGGCUGAAUCCCUACUGUGUGCUCAGCAUAGUAUUAGACCUUGAGGGAAAAAUGGUCACAUUUCUACAAGACAUACAAGUAACAAGAUGAGGCAGUUGAGAAUCGUGGUGUCGAUUCUCACCAGUGAGAACUGCCACAUAUUAAAGCUCUUCCCAACUUGUUCUACCACUUCUGCCACGACUUGCUUCCAUUUUUUUGAGUCCUUACCAGGUGCAACGUACCAUGCUGAGCAUUUUAUGUGAAUUAGCUCAUCCACUGCUCAUAACUCUUUGUGAUGCAGGUCAUUUUACAGAAGUGAAAACUAGUUAGCGACGGAGUCAAAUUCAAACACAAAUCAUCAGGAAAUCUGAUUGCCAGAGUCUGCUGUUUUCCGUUAUGCUAUAAAAAAGGGGUUCCAAGACUAAGUUCACAUUAACCUGUUAAAGGCUCUGCAAAGCCUGCAAGAAGGGAAAACCUGUUAAACUUUGUGUAACUCUGGGUUUUCCAAAUUUAUUUGACCAUGGUGCCCCCUCCCUUUCUUUGAGGCACAUAGUACGAGAAAACAUGCAUAGGACAUGGGAGUGGGCUUCUGGGAGGGGAAUGAGAACCCUGAGCUGGCUCUUCAUAAAGUGAGGAGCUGGAGUUGGACGGGAGGCUGAGCCAAUCCCGAGGUGAGGCGGGAGUGAGCGAGCGUGACCAAGUCAGAGGCAGGGGGAGGGCAGAAAGGGGAUUCUGGCUGGAGUGGAGGGUAUAGGAGGGAGCUGAGACAGGAGACUGGAAGACUGUAGGUUGUAGAGGACAUAGAUGCUUUGCCAAAAGUUCCUUAAGAAGAAGUGGGAGGCCCUGAAAGCUCAUGAGUUUUGGAUGAACUGAGUUUUAGAGAGUUUACUGGAGUGUAUGGUGGAUUUAAGGUGGGUAGAGGUGAAGGUACAGGACUGCACCUCUAAGGUCUGAGCAAGGAUGGUGGAAAAGAGCAUGAUGGAUGGAUGGAUCAGGCUGACCUUCUGGAGAAACGACCCACAGAACUCAAGGGAUAAUUGGAUAUGGGAUAAGGAUGGGGAGUGAGUGGAGAGCUACCAGGAUCCCCAGAUAGAUAUCAUCCUUCUGCAUCUGGGUGGUAGGAUGAUGAGAUCUUUGCCCAUGCAGACACUGAGUAAAGAAAAAGAAUUUGGUUUCAGGCAUGUUGAAUCUGAAGGGUCCAUAGGGACGGCCGAUUGGAAAUAACCAGCAAGGGUCUAGAACUUCUGGACUAGGGUCUGAGAGAGAUUUUGGAUCUAGGCUUUUUAAGAUUUGAUAGUCAUAGAAUGAUAGGGAAUAUUUAGUGUUGAGUAUGACCCAACCCUCCAUUUUACAGAAAAGAAUCAUAGGAAAAAGACCAAGUGAUGUGCCUAGGAGGCAGGACUGAAGCCUUGGAUUACCGGGCACAGGUUCUGCAGGGAGGGAGGGCUGCUGGCUAAUGUCUUAAAAGAAAACUGGAAAGAAAAACACCCAACAGCCAGACUGCCCUGUGCCUCCCAGACCCUCCUGGAACCUAUUCACUCCAUCACCAGGUGGACGUGCUCCUUUACAUCCUCCCAGCCCCAAGUAUCAGGUCAGUUUUGGGGAUCUUGUCUGUCAUCACCCAGACCUUUCAGUGUUUUGGAUCCCAACGUGGAUCUCAAGAAGGGUUGCCUAUGCCUGAAGGUGGGGUGGGAGCCAAGGUGGGAAGGCGGCUCCAAAGCUCCCUGUGCUGACAACCUCCCUUACCCCAGCUGCCUUGGAUGGCACGGAAAUUGUGUAGGGUAUCAGGAGGGUGGGUCUGCAGACCUGGGACACCCUCCUCUGGCCAUCUUGAGAACCUCCUAUUGAGAGUUUUAAAGACAAAGCACCACAAGGUCUUAGAGGAUUAGAAGGAGCCUGGAGACUCGUCAGCAGGGCCCUGGGCCUGGGCUGCUCCCACCCCUGGCCCACAGGGGCCCGGGUCUGUGCCCUCCACAACUUCUAAUUUCCAGUUGGCAGGAGAACCAGUGGUGGUUCCAGGUGGGUGUUUGGGGGAUGGGUUGGUUGUACCGAGUGCCAGGCUGAGGUUGCCAGAUCGUCAACCCAUGGCAGGCAGGCAGGGCUGCUGUCUGGGAGCAGCCUGUCCCUGUUGCCCUCCCUCCACCCCAGUCCCCGCGCCAAGCUCCUAAAUCCUGGCUCUACCAAGCCAGCGGCCCCUCCCGGAAGCUCCUUCCUCUUUCCUAGAAGGAGUCUCCGUUCGAAGAAGCCAGCCUUCCGAAUCCCUGAUGUCUGCUGGGCCCCUCCCCCUAUGCCCAGGUCCUCCUGGGCCCUGCCCGCUCCAGUUAAUACUGUUUCCUGAUCUGGAGGACUGGGGAGUUCCCAGUGUUCUGCUACCCCACCCCCAAGGUGCCCAGGCUCCCUUUCCCUCUUCCCUCCCACCUUUUUCCACUCCCAGGCCUCUCUGAAGGGGAACGCGGUGGGCAGCUGGGUGGGUGAGGACUCAGCAGGGAGUCCUGCCUAUGGCAUUACAGACCAGGGGUGAGGAACAGAAGAUCAGAAAGAGGUUAGCACCCCACUGGCUGGAGGCAAUGAGAAGUUAACAGAGCAAUGAGACAGGUGAGGAGCUGGAGUCUGGAGGGUGCUAUUUGGAAAUCAGGGAACUGUUCUGGUAUUGGUGAGCUGUUGUGGAAUUAGGAGUCUGUCCUGCUUUUAGGGAGCUGUUGUAAAAACUGGAGGCUUGCUGGUGUUUAGAGGCUAUGCUGGAAUUAGGGGAGUUGGCUGGUGUUGUGCUGUUUUGGUGUUGGCUGUCUGGAAUUAAACAGAGGCCGUGCCAGUACUGGGAAGCUGUGCUCUAACAAGUGGUUGUACUGGAUUAAGCUUAUUGUGCUGGCCUGGGAGCUAUCAUAACACUGGGGCCUGUGCUGUGUUGGGACUUCCAGUGCGUGGUCCUGGCUGUCCGGGGAGCUGACCUAGAAUCAAGGGGCAGUCCUCUAUUAAGGUCUCUGCUUUCUGGGGGGGUUCUGCUGUGCUAGGGGGCUGGGCCUCUUCCUGGUUGCUGUUGAGGCCUAGAGGGCUAGGAGCUCUAGGGGUGGGCUUGGCUGGGGCUGUAGCCCGGUGCGGUGGUGGCCCCGUGGCGCAGGCUGGCCGGCUGGCAGUGACACU